UCACCUUUGAUCCGUGUUCGUUCCUUAAGUUAAAGACAUCUCCCACUCCCUGUUUACAACAAGUAUUAUGCGAGCUACCCUCAAGCCUGGUUCAAAGGUGGCUCUUCUUCAAGCUCUCUUCUGGACGGCUUCAACCAACUUGAAAUACAGGAUCUCAUCCUGACACCCAACGGCCAAUACAGCCAACGGUUGCACAAGGAUGAGCCACAUUUGAGGUCGAAGGGUUCUAGCUUCUAGCUCGCUGCCCCAGGGAUUCCGUGCUCCGUGUGCUUCAUAGGCUCAGACAUAGAAGCAAAAUGUGUUCCCAUCCUGGAUGUCUUCCGUUUGGCUCAUGGCAUUCAUGGAGUGCCUUUGCCUUACAUGUCCAUGGUGCUUCAGGUGCAACCAGCUCGCUUCGAAACCAGCGCUUCAUGCUGCGCUGGAGCACUGUUCAGAUGGAGUCAUGAACGACGUUCGCACUAGUUGAAUGUUCAUUGCAUUGCGCUUUAGGAGGGCAGAUGGAGCAACGUGGAGGAUCUUCACAAGACCAGGCACUGGUCAUCUCGCUGUUCGUCCCAGUCUCUGAAUUCAACCCAUGUUCGCUUCACCGUCACCAGCUCAGAGUAGUCCUGCAAAGGGCCUGGCUGGGACAUUGAAAAUUGGGUCGCGUUUGGAGAUGUGAAAACUAAGGAACGCUCUGCACCAACUUCUCCACGGCUUCAGACGGAAUCGGCUUUCUUUCAAAUGCUUCAGCACAUGUUAAGCACACCAAACAGAGCAGAGGCAUUCAUAUUUGGAGAUUGCUCAUGCCGCUCAUGCAAUCAAACAACUCAGUAUUGAGUACAAAAGGAGUUGUCUUUCAAGCAAGGCCUCAACAAAGCUUUGCUUGCAUCUUCACUCGGCAGUUUGUGGUUCUGUGCCGUUGUCUUCCUCGGCAUGAAGCAUGACUUCGUAUGACUGUCCCUCAAAUUUUGUCGCGCUAAACCCUUCAACUUGAUUCUUUCCUCACAGAGAAACUGGCCAAACCACACGAGAGAAGUCGAGCAGUUGAGCCACUUUUGCCGGUUGAGGUGCUGUCGAUCUAUCGCUGAAAACUGGCGAAAGCUGGGCUAACACGUGUGAGACUUGCUCUCGUCGUUCCGGCGUUACUAGCUUAAGGAGUCCUAAGAGGGUUCUUUUUUUAAAGAGUUCCAUUUGCUGCUUUAGAGCUUUCAAGGGUUCCACGCACGAACACGUGAUGGGUCACAUCACCGUUACCCAUCACGCUUCGAACGCAGGACCAAAACUCUUUGCUUCCCUUCUUGGCGCAGGAUUUCGAGUUGAAAGGGUCACGGCUAUGUGGAAGAAGAGUUAAAACAUGAGUCUUUGGGACUGACUCCUUGAGCAUGUCACUAUGAUGUGGAAAGCACAAAUCAAGACAUGUUCAAGCUCAACGAGAAACUCAACAAAUAGAAUUGCCUUUGAUGUUUCUGAUGCAGUUCGGGCACUUCGCAAAUCGCUAACAUCCUUGGAAGGCUCGUAGCGGAGCAGCAGGGACACCCAAGAAGGGCCGCCUGCCAAUCAUGCAUUCAUUCCGUUCUUAUGCAGCGCGGAAGGAAGCGUGAGAAAGGGUGUCAAAUUGCAUUGGAUUAAUUAGUGAGAAAAUUAAAUGAGGUUUCAGACAAAUUGACCAACUGGAGGGGUGUCUCACCUCCCACAAAGCGGAAGAGUCAGUUCAAAUUGGCAGCUCAAAGCCAAAGCUGUACUUCGUUGCGUCAACGCUGCAGCCCAAAAAUGGACUUUUACAUGUGUCGCUGAUACAGCUGGAGAUCAUGUUCGAAGCAAGUUAUAGAUCGCAUUUUGCUUUGCAUGUUACAUGUUGAUUCGAUUGCAGAUUCAACACCUCGGCAAAGGAAAGAAGAGAUGCAAUGUACUCAAAGCGGCUGAAACGUAAGCUCAAGCUUGUUCCAAUUGUGACUGAGAAGAUAUGCCUCCCGGUACUUUCAUGGCGCCAUGUCCCUGAUUGCUGCUACAGCGCCUUCAAAGGGCAGACAAUGAAAGGUCUGCAAAUUCUUGUUGGCGUCGCGCCAGCUUUCAAGUGCAUCUGAGUCUGCAUCAUUCCAAGUUGAACAUCAAGUCUUGAGCUUUUCAUGUCCACACACCAAAAAAAGCAAGAGAACAUGGAGGAAUAAGGACAUCCGCUUGUGGCGUGUGGCAGUGAAGUUGCGUGUGGCAGUGUCUACAGAUGCACCACUAUGGUCUUCCCUUUGUCCGAGAUGCCGCGGUUUCCACAAAGCACGAGUAGGCCAUUUGAUGGGAUGUCAAAUGAGCAGCUUCAAAAACCUCUAUGGUGAAAAGUGUGCAAACUGUAAUCUCACAUUCUUUCGCGAAAGCCAAAACGCAGGUCGCGAAAGGUUCGCAAAAGCCCCGCGAAAGAACCCCAGAAGAACAGCGUCGCGAAAGCUUUCGCGAAAGUCAAAUUUCUUGUGCACGUCGUAUUGUUUACGUGGGUGACAAUAUUUUUAUGCAGGCAGCCGCAGCAGGCCAGCCAGCCAGCCGCAGCAGACCAGCCAGCAGCAGCAGCAGCACUGAAGAGCAAGUGAGCCGCUCUAAAAGCCUGCUUUUACAUCUUAAGUAAGGACCUUGUCAUAUCGAAUUCCGCGUAAGCAAAACCCUGGGUUGCGUAAGAUUGCGUAAGCAUUUCGCGUAAGCAUUUCGGAAGUUUGUGUUGCAAAAGUGAGGGCCGCGUAAGCAGCGCGUAAGGCCUCGCGCAAGGAAAGUGAUACGACAUAGGGAGUGACUCCAGGUUUUUAGAGCGGCUCAAGUGUUUCAGGGGGAAAUCGAAAAGCCCAGACGAAUUUCCGCGAAAGCCGCGCGAAAGCCUCGCGAAAGAACCGCGCAGUGUGCAGCUGUUGGAUAGGACUUGCGCACGGAACGGCUUUAGAUACGAAAGGUUGGGAUAGAUUCCAAAGGUGGACGACUGCUGCUUUGGCGACGUUCUGUCAUUCUUGAUGUCGACUUUCACAAGCGCUGGUUCACCAAAGCUAUCCAGGAACUAAAUUCCAGCAGAAGCAAAAAAAAGGUGAGGAUAUUUCAGAUUAAUGCUUGCCUCACCGCUUUCCAUUUCCAUGGUUGAAAAUAGCCGCUCUGCGUGAUGUUGACGGAUUCGUUGAGACAGCACUUGUUUGCAGUGCUGCAUGUUGGAAUCACGCGUGGCAUGGACCUUGACUUGUCGAAUGCCCGCUGCACAACCUCAACCGCGGAGAGACCUUGGUUUGAAGCCUUGCUGCUGCCCCAUCCAAACCGUCAAGAGCUUGAAGCACAUCCUCCCAAGACACGCGGUUUCAAGCCGUUUAGGCUUUGCAUUGCCCAUGGAGGACGGCAACUUGGAGAUGUUGAGGUACAUCGCUUGCAACCCUCACUCCACUCUUUCUGCAGAAAGCUUUUCCGCACGUUUUGAAAGAUAUGAGAAGUGUCCAUUAAGGGUCGACCACGUAGGGGCAUAACUCAUCGUUUGGUUCAGUCCCCUUGGGGGCCCAUGUUGCAGCAAAAUGCAGACAUCACUCCAGCCGCAAACGGAAGCCUGGCCGUGCUCACCUUCUGUUUUCAAUCCGCAUGGCAUAUGGCUAUGCAG
Messenger RNA from Durusdinium trenchii, 3592 nucleotides. NCBI's taxonomy places the organism in Eukaryota, Dinophyceae, Suessiales, Symbiodiniaceae. The record is from the annotation of a GenBank genome assembly.